Messenger RNA from Cylicocyclus nassatus, 2135 nucleotides. Lineage: Eukaryota; Metazoa; Nematoda; Chromadorea; Rhabditida; Strongylidae. The record is from the annotation of a GenBank genome assembly.
GCUUACUACCAUAUUGGCUCGUAAGUCGCUUUUGACCACCCAUAUGGAUUAAAUACUGGUACAUAUUUUCCAUCGUUCCGAAGUUUUUCUAAAUGGAACUGUCAGAUGCAAUCGGAAUUCCACGGGUGAACAAUGUGUUUAUGCGAAAAGGACCAAGGCCAGCACAAGUAGGGUCACUAGUGUUGAUAGGGCAUCAUCUAAUAUUUUCGCCAAAUGUACAAACUCCCCAGGAUGGAAGCAGUGAAGAAUUCUGGCUUCUUCAUCGAGCCGUUGAUCGGGUGCUAUGCGAACCCAUCAGCAAAGAUCAGCCGCCAAAAGGUGGAUUAUUAGCAUUGAAGUGCAAGAACUUUAUGAUAAUCGUGUUUGAGAUUCCCAAUUGGGAAGAAUGCAAUGCUGCUGCACGUUCUAUCGAGACUUUAUCGAAUAUAAAUGGCUGCUCUCAUGAUUAUCCAUUCUAUUACCGAUGCCCGUUCCAAGUUUUGGAUGAUGGAUGGAAAGCUUUCGACUCGGAAGAAGAAUUUGCUCGUCUCAUACUUCGCUGCGGUGACGCUUUUCGCAUCAGUAGUGUCAACGAAGGGUUUGCGGUAUGUCCAUCAUAUCCAGAAAAAGUCAUAGUACCAAAAGGAAUAGGAGAUGAUUAUCUUAGAAUUAGCGCUACUUUUCGCGAUGGAUCUCGGUUUCCCGUCUUGAGCUACUACCACAAAAGUACAAAAUCUUCCAUUAUGAGAUGUGGCCAGCCACUAAUUGGACCGACAAAUCGACGUUGUAAGGAAGACGAAAACAUUUUGAAGUCAUUGUUGACUGUUAAUCGCGGAACAAUCAUCGAUACAAGAGCCAAACAGAUUGCUCAGAAUGCAAGAAGUAAAGGAGGAGGCUACGAAUCCCACAUGCACUACUCCCAUUUCCGUUACAUGUCAUUUCCAAUACCACGAAUACGUGAAAUUCAUGUUGCGCUUGCCAAGAUGGUGGAAUUGUGUAAUGAUCGGCAAGUCUCCUGUGACCGAUUCGUGUCUCGCCUAGCACAAGCAUCCUGGUUGCAGUGCGUGUCCGAUAGUCUCAAUUGUGCUGCAAAUGUGGCUCAAUGCGUCCAUUGUGAAGGUACUCCAGAGGUACCUGUGGUUGUACAUGGUGGAGAAGGUACGGACACAACGCUCUUAGCUACUUCUUUGGCUCAAGUGAUUCUUGAUCCCGAUGCAAGAACGAUUAGAGGAUUUGAAUCAUUGAUAGAAAGGGAGUGGAUCUGUGCCGGACACCCUUUUCAACUACGUAAUGCGCACUCGGCAUAUGCAGAGGGAACAAUCACUGGACCUCAAGAGAGUCCAGUUUUCUUGUGCUUUCUUGAUGCUGUAUACCAAAUUAUUGCCCAGUUUCCUCAUUCAUUCGAGUUUGGGGAAGAUUUUCUCAUUUUCUUGUUUGAACAUGCUUAUGCGAGUGAAUUCGGGUCAUUCUUAGGCAACAGCGAAAAGAUGAAGGCCGAACUUGGUGUAAAGAAGUCAACUGUUUCCCUUUGGUCAUACGUUAAUAAUCCUGAAAUCCUUCGAUCCUUUGUGAAUGUUUUGUACGAGCCGAGAGAAUCCGUGAUCUGGCCAUCGGUCGCGCCACAAAGCAUCCACGUUUGGGAAAGGCUUUUCUUCCGAUGGCAAAAUGACUGGACUGAAGAAGACUACCUGAAGAAGUCCUCAGCGCAAUGGCGAACUAAAGAGCGUGAACUGAUCUCUCGAGCUCUUGUUCUACGAAGACAACUGAUCGAGUUGUCGAAGGAAGCAGUACUACAACAGACGGUGCAACAGGAACAACUGGCUGAUUAGAUAUGCUCAAGAUUUCUUUGCAUAAUUCUUUCUGUGGUAAAAUGAUCGUCACUAAUCUCUUCAUAUUAUAUCAUUUGAACAUUCCGUUUGUUGUUGCUUGUGUAAUUGCAUAGUAUUCGAUGAGACUGAAUAGUGAAAUCCAGCAUGGAUUGAAUGCCCUUCGACCUGGAGCUCAUGUUCCGCAGAGACUCUACUUAAUACGCCAAGCUCUCCAUUUCAUCCACAUAAGACCAUUCUUGAAAGUCUUCGAUGUCAAACUUUGUCCCACUUUGUACAUAGCAAAAAGCUUACAGCGUUUAUACAUGCAAUGAAUGGUAAUGCUUCAAC